Molecule: messenger RNA, 7543 nt
Organism: Coregonus clupeaformis (lake whitefish)
Lineage: Eukaryota; Metazoa; Chordata; Actinopteri; Salmoniformes; Salmonidae
Product: collagen alpha-1(I) chain
Exons: 64
Coding region: 397-6201 (1934 amino acids)
Molecular function (GO): extracellular matrix structural constituent
Source: RefSeq, a predicted model, not a curated record
GCAGGACUAACACAUACCACACACACCAACAACUAGCACUCCCAUCUGAAAAUAAGUGACCAGUGCAUAUGGAAUAUACUGAUGUUUACGCGUAAGAAGUUCCCUGGUGGAUACUGAUCUGACUGUCUGGAGCUACACACUGUACAUAGGAAGUGGACCUGUCACCUUGUGAAUUUGUGUGUGGCAAUUGUCUGCUGUGGUUGAGGGCUAUUUUCCUGGUCAUUCUGUCACUGCUAUGGCCUGUGUCUGUGUCUGUGGGAGCCAGCCUAGCACUGGCCCUUCUCCAGGGAGGGGUCUGUUCUAGCACUGUGCUGGGUGAAGUGUGUGUGUGAGUGAGACAGGGAGACCUGUUCUUACUGCAGUCAGAGGGAUCAACCGUCUGUCAGCUCUGCAGCGAUGCACGGCCCUGCUGUGGUUCUGCUGCUACUCAGCUAUGGCACCAUACAACAGAUGACCUUCAUAAUGGGUGAUCCUACAGCAGCCAGACAGCACUGUCAAGGCUACAACACCUGCAUCCCUCACACAGACAAACAGGAGCAAGUGGUUUCAGCUGCUGAGAAGGUGCUUGCUCAAGUUGCGACCAGGGCAUCAUUCAGAGAAGAAGAUUCCUCAGGGAGGGAGUCUCAUGGACCCAGGCUGAGAGAUCAGAGUGCAGAACAGGACACAGCCAAGAGCACUAACCUAUCAGCACAGUCAUUUCCAUCAGUAAGAGCUCAGUCAGAGCCAGAGACACAGAGAAAGACAAGGAUAACACCUGAAACAGACAAGUCAAAGAUCACUCAUAAGACAGGAUGGCUGAAUGAAACUUCCACACUGCAGGAUGAUAAAGUAGCAAAGAUCACUAGAAAUAGUACUAUAGUAAAAUAUGUAGGGCUUGAUACUGGCACAGUAGCAGAGUCCCCCCUCUCCGCUCCUGAUAGGCCAUCCGAGAGUGACAGAUCCAGUGAACUGGCUGCCUCCUCUGAACCCAUUUCAUCUAUCAAAAUAAAGGAGCCACAGGGUCCAGGAGGCGUCAGAAACAGAACAGUAUCUUCACAAACCUCUGGACCUCUUCAUCGGCCAAACCAAACCAAUACAGCCAGAGAUGUCUCUGGGAUGAAAGGUGUAGUAGUACCGUCUCAGACAGUGGAGACAGCCAUUCUCAGUCCCACUGCAUGGUCAGAAAACCCCACUGAACCAGCCCUGCUGAUCCAGGAGUCAGACAGGGAUGGAGAAUCAAUAGGCUCAGGGAGAAAAGCAUCAGUUAGGUUAGAUGAUUUACAGAUCCCACCUGAAUCCAAACAGGCCUUUGGACCUACAAGACCAACAGGGUCCUUAGAACCCACCAUACAACCCAACCUUGAAUUCAAGAAAAUAGAUGCGGAGGAGCUACUGAGGCAGGCUGUGAUUCCUCUACCUCCAGUGCUACCUCCAGAGAAUAGCACUGUCACAUGGAGAAAGACUGUCCCAGAGGCUCCUCUGCCUAACAGUGUGGCUACAGGAGCAGAGGUGCCCUUGGAGAAACCUGAGGGAGCAACACCUCAAAAUACCACUGAUAUCACUUCCACAUCAACAGGUGACAAAGCUUCAAACAAGAAACAAAAGGGCAGAAAGACUGUGACAAAGACUUUGACAGAUGCUGGACAAGUCAUGGAGAAGGGGGAUAAAGUUUUAUCCCAGGAGCCACCCGCAGAGGAUCUAGAGACCAACACAAAAACAAAGACAGAGUCAGAGUCAGCAGAAGAGAUGGACACAGAAACAGAAAUGGAAGAAGUUGAUGAGGACAAUGAUAAGAAAUCAGAGACAGAGGAAACAGAUGUAGGCGACAGCAAGUUGGCACACAACAUCACUCAAGUCAACACAAGGCAGUUCAAAAAGAAUGGGGGAGCCGUCAAAAUUGAUGUCCUAACUGAGCUCAUGUCCCCGGAGCCGAGAGGAUCAGAGUGGGAACUGCCCCCUACCCCUCUACCUCCUGCCAGUGUGCCAGCCAAUCACCAACCAAGACACGCACUCAGAGAGCGAGGGACAGCCAAUAAACCGGGUCUUCGAAUGCAACAGGGACUUCAGGGCCCACCUGGUUUGACAGGGCCACCUGGACCAAAAGGGGAUAAAGGCUAUGCUGGCGGAAUGGGCCGGACUGGACGCACAGGUUACCGAGGCCCCAUUGGUCCACCAGGGAUGCCCGCCAUCGUAGUGUUCAAGAGCUCAGAGGAAGAGUGGGAGGCCUUCAAGAAAAAGAAAUUCUACAAAAAGCUUGUUGCAACUUGGCCGAGAUUGAAGGGCCCUCCAGGGCCUCUUGGCCCCCCUGGGGAUGCUGGACCUCCUGGACCCCCGGGAAUUCCUGGAAAACAAGGACGAAAAGGAGAUGGAGGGAAAAUCGGGGGUUCUGGACCACCAGGGAUGCCCGGGCCUCCAGGAAGACCUGGGAGUGAUGGGAUUGAUGGUAUAAAUUCUGAUGAUGGCCCUGCAGGACCACCUGGGGAACAGGGUCUCCAGGGUUACAGAGGAGAGAAGGGCAGCAAAGGGGAGCUGGGUGAGUGGGGUUAUGAAGGGGAACCAGGACCCCAGGGAAACAGAGGGCGGAAAGGAGACAAGGGGAAUAAAGGAAACCGAGGCCUCAUUGGGAUCACUGGAUAUAUAGGAAUACCUGGAGCCAGAGGACAACUGGGCUUCCCAGGAGCAUCUGGACCUCCUGGAGACAUUGGUGGCAUUGGUUUUGUUGGAUCGCCGGGCCCACCUGGCAAAAUGGGACCAAGAGGGCCAAAAGGGGUACCAGGAGUCAAUGGACCACCAGGCCAACCGGGUGAGCUAGGCCUAAGGGGACCACUCAGGCCUCAGGGAGAGCCAGGUCCUGAUGGGAUUGUUGGAUUCCCUGGUGUUCGUGGACCUCAGGGCAAAACAGGUGCAGAUGGGCCUACAGGUCCGAAAGGGGAUCCUGGGGACGCAGGUGAUGAGGGGGAAAUAGGAGAACCAGGACUCCCUGGGAUUAACGGAGCCAAUGGCAAACCAGGAAAAACUGGACCCUCAGGUGACCCAGGGAUCAAAGCAUCUAAGAGAGGUGAGAAGGGUGAUCCAGGAUUUAAAGGGGACCAGGGUCGACCCGGGCCUCCAGGUAAAAGAGGCUUCAAAGGCAGAGGAGGAUCAUCAGGGCUGCUAGGUAAUGUUGGACCAGUGGGGCCUCCUGGAUUUCCUGGAACCACAGGUUAUGAUGGAAUCAUUGGGGAGAAUGGGAAGCAGGGAAAAGAUGGGCCAAAGGGUGACAGAGGUCCUACCGGUGGGCCAGGCGUUGUUGGACCUAGAGGCGAUAAGGGGCGAGAAGGUCGAGUGGGAUUUGCCGGUUUGCCAGGGCCUUUUGGAGUGAUGGGGAAGUCAGGAGAGAAAGGAGCUGAAGGAGAACCCGGUAUUAAGGGGAGGAUGGGAAUUCCAGGAGUCACUGGACUGAAAGGGCUGAAGGGACUUCAAGGCUAUCUAGGAGGUAGGGGACUGGAUGGAACACAUGGACCCCCGGGACCCAUCGGAGGAACUGCAUCUGACGGGGAUACUGGACCAACUGGACUAAGGGGAAUGGUGGGGAAGACUGGGGCACCAGGGAUUCAAGGUCCAGUUGGGAAGAGUGGGGAUUCUGGUGGUAGAGGAAUCACUGGAAAGUCAGGAAAGCCAGGAGUCAGGGGUGCCAAAGGUAAAGAGGGUUCGAACGGCCUUCCGGGAAAUCCUGGCCUGAAGGGAAACAGAGGUCAAGAAGGUUCGAAGGGGAAAUGCGGAAGUCCAGGCGUGCAGGGAUUGACAGGGAUACAGGGAUACAGAGGAACUCCUGGCAUAGCAGGCAAUAUAGGACCAUGGGGUGAGGUGGGCCUCCAAGGGCCACCAGGGGACAAGGGGCCCCCAGGAUCAGUUGGGCCCCGUGGAGUUGUAGGUUACCCAGGUAAAGAUGGACCACCAGGAGGCAUUGGGCCAGUGGCAGACAAAGGGGAUAAGGGGUCCAGAGGAGCUAUCGGACAGAAGGGAGUUGCUGGUGUCGAUGGUGAGGAGGGCCCAACUGGAUUGCGGGGGCCAAUGGGGCCACCAGGACUGAAGGGGCUAUCGGGUGAAAAGGGGAAGAUGGGCGCUCGUGGGGAAAGAGGUGGAAAAGGGGUCCAGGGAGACAGAGGCAACCAAGGUCAACAAGGACCAAAGGGCCCUCUGGGGAAAGAAGGAUACUUAGGGCCCUCAGGGGACAGAGGGAAAGAAGGAGCUUCAGGACUAAAGGGCCAGCCGGGCAUUAGAGGCCCAUCAGGCCUCGCUGGACGCUACGGACCAGGGGGCAACACUGGAGGAGGCGGGGCCAAGGGAGAGAAAGGGCUCCCCGGAACCACAGGGCCUCCUGGAAGGUUUGGGCCUACAGGCUUAGUAGGACCAAAAGGACCAACAGGUUUACCAGGAAAAAGAGGAGUUGAUGGAAAAAGUGGACUUCGUGGACUUAAGGGAGAUUAUGGGGAGAGGGGAAAGACUGGGACUGGUGGUGUCAAAGGAGAUGUGGGAUUGCAAGGUCCAAGGGGGAAGAAAGGAGAGUCUGGAACAAGAGGCAAAAUGGGGACAUUGGGAAAGAGGGGGUUCACCGGUUCUCCAGGAGGUAAAGGCAGACCUGGGCCUGCUGGUGCCCCUGGAGAGAAAGGUAGUAAAGGAAUAGAAGGGCCAAAGGGAUUGCAUGGCAGCCCAGGAAAGAGGGGAAGCAGGGGAGCUAGAGGCAAACCAGGAGAAGAAGGCCCAUUGGGACCAGAUGGAUCAGUUGGAAGACCUGGAAAGCCAGCAAGUAUCCCUAUAGGGCAUACUGACUGUGACACCCAUCCACAGCUGCAUGAUCCUAUCACAGAAAAUACAAUAUACCGUGUUAUAAUGAUGUUGAUCCUAUUGAUGUGUUUGUUACAUUGUCUUUUCUAUCUCUUGUUUCGGUUGUUAUCUCAGGGACUUGCUGGUUUGGAUGGAUUGCUGGGUGUUGAAGGAAAUGAAGGAGAUAAUGGUGAUAUUGGUUACAGAGGAUCCCCUGGGAGGCCUGGUCUACCAGGGAAGAUGGGUCAAAGUGGACAACCUGGAUUGAGUGGUGGUCACGGAGCACCAGGGUCUAAGGGUAAUCUUGGAUCAAAAGGAAAGCGAGGACCUGCAGGGCCAAUGGGGCCAAGGGGUAUUCCGGGGUUUGGAGGAGCAAAGGGGAAGUUUGGCCAGCAUGGAUCAAAGGGUCAGGCUGGCGGCAGAGGCCUACAGGGACAUAUUGGACCACGAGGAAUUAAAGGGAAUACAGGACUGCCGGGGAAUAAAGGGCGGUUAGGUCCAAAAGGCAUACAGGGAGACAUUGGUCCUCGUGGUCCACCUGGGAAAAAGGGCUUCCCUGGUCUACCUGGUCUCUUUGGAAAGAGGGGAAUGAAGGGGAUACAAGGAAUGCCUGGAGCUAAGGGACUGAGAGGUCCACGUGGACUACCAGGAAAACCAGGUCCUCCUGGCCGUCCAAGAAACAGGCGACCUGGAGCCCUUGGAAAAAGAAGAGGAUCCAAAAAGCAAACUCGGGCCAUGACCAGGAGAACGCUUGCCUCACUGCCUGACCAGAACUCAAGCAGCUCCAUCAGCUGGCCUCAGGGCACCAAAAACAGCCCUGCAACCACUUGCCACGAGCUGGGGCUUAUUCGCCCAAACCUCCAGGAUGGACACUUCUACAUGGACCCUAACCAGGGCUGCCCAUUUGAUGCCCUGCAAGUGUUCUGUAACUUCACUGCAGGAGGGAUGACCUGUAUACCUCCUGUCCAGUCACAGAUAAUAGGAAAAUGGGAACCAGAAAAAAAGAAGUCCAAAAAGUAUAUCAAGUGGUUUAGCCAGCAUGAUGGUGGCUAUAGGUCUGAGUAUGCUGGUCUUGAUGUGGUCCAGCUCCGGUUUCUACGGUUACACAGCCACUCUGCCUCUCAGCGCCUGACCAUCGCCUGCCCAUUUAACCACACUAGCAGAGAAAUCAGGAAAAAGACAACAAACAGGGUUCUUCACUUUCUGGGAGACUCCGGUGGGGAGAUUGGUUCAAGCUAUAUGACAGUAUGGAGGAAUGGUUGUGAAGUGGAGGUGGAGGUUCGAGUAAGAGGGAGCACAGAGAUCCACAGAGGGGACAUGGAGCUACUACCCCUCAGGGAUGUUAGUGUGGAGGGAAGUGGAGACCACUGGAACACAGACUUCAGAGCUGUCCUGGGACCGUUGUGCUUUUUGUAGCCUCAGCUUAUCCAAAGAGAAGCAGCUGUUUCUCCCAGAGCCGUCAAGCUCUGCCCAAUGUAUGGGUCAAGAACAUUUGGGUGCAAUUCCUCUUCAGGACAAAAGAAAGAGAUAUCAUCAUGUUGUGUGAUCUCUGUAGCAUUUGUCUAAUUGUGAUAACAACUAGAGCUUUAUAAUAAAAUAUGUAUUUUGGAGUUAUUUGUUAAUCUUGUUAUAAUAUGUGUCUUUUAUAAAGAAAAAUAUAUAGCUGUUGUGUUCUUUGUAUCUCCGGCAUGUCGAUUUUUUAAAAUGAUUAAUUUUUCUUACUGAUGUACUGUGUGUAUAUAUACUUCAUAUUAGAUUCAUGUGGAUGUUUUAUUUAAUUGUUAAGCUUUUGUAAGUAUAUCUUUGCUAUUAUUUGAUGUCUUGUUUUUAUUCCUGCAGACUAAUACCUGAAGUCUUGAUUAACACCAAUAUCUGGAUGGUCUAAACUUCAAAUUGAAACGUUUUAAAUGUCACUUCAGCUUACUUUACAAUAACUUGAUCACACAUUUUAUGGUUUACACCUCUAAUGCAGUAAACUGUAGUACACCCUGUUGUCACAAAUGGAAUUAACUGAAAUAUGUGCAAUGAAUUAUUUAAAUGGUUCUCCGUAAGAUGAUGGAAAACUGUUGUAGUAAGCUACUGUAUUUAUUACAGAACAUGAUUUGCAGGACAAUAAACCCAUGCUGGGUAGAACUGUUCCUAACUGCUGUUCAUACAGAGCAUGUGCAGUAGGUUACACUUUCAUACAUUGAGGACUAAUCAUGUGUAGGAUUACAUUUUCUCUUGUGUUGGCUCUUCCCCAUUUGUCCAUUACUCAUCCUCUCCUGCUACCAUGCCUUUAGACCAGGGGUACUCAACUACUAUUUGAGAAGGUCCGGUCACACACAUUUCCUAGGCUGCAGUUUUUCAACUAAUUUCCUGCAAUUCUACACAUUUUGCCAUGUCUCAUGUGGUUUCAUAUGAUACCUGAGUGAGUCAACAAAAUCAAUGUGGGCCCCCUGUGGUUCGAGGACCCCAUGGGCACAAUCUGGCCAUGAUAACUACAAGGUUUAAAUAGCUGAUUAGCCUAAUUUACCUAACAUGGGCUAGUAGUUGAUCAACUGGAAAUUUGACAGGUUAUAUACUGUAGUUUACAAGGACUGUUGUUUAACAUUCUGUUAUCAAUGUUCUUUCUCACCAUUCUCCAUGGUCAACAUAACUUUGGUGAUAUUUUGCCUAAAGCUAUGGAGGACAGUGUCAGUGUGUCCUCUGACUGAGGUUUCUUACAUGGACAGCUUGGCAAGGAAAAUAAAAUGUAAUUUCCCAGAUUGCUCGAAAA